Molecule: messenger RNA, 1082 nt
Organism: Lathyrus oleraceus (garden pea)
Lineage: Eukaryota; Viridiplantae; Streptophyta; Magnoliopsida; Fabales; Fabaceae
Product: peroxisomal membrane protein 11A
Exons: 1
Coding region: 157-951 (264 amino acids)
Biological process (GO): peroxisome fission
Cellular component (GO): peroxisomal membrane
Source: RefSeq, a predicted model, not a curated record
AUAUAUAAAAAAAGAAUUAUUUUAAUUCAAAAACUAUUUUUUUCGUAAAAACCAAAAAUUUAUUUUAACAUGUUUUUUCGAUGUUCGUAUCGUUUUUCUACUACUUAGUAUUAAUCCCCGUUCUGGGUUAGUUCGUUCCUCCAUUUCAAAGCAGCUAUGGAUUCCGAACCUGCUGCUCCGUCACCGAACCCAAAGCCAAACCUACCAACCCCAAGUAACGCCGUCGUUUCCUCAAAACCAAAACAACGAGACUUAUUAACCCAUUUGGAAGCUUACCUCGCCAAACGUGACGGCGUCGACAAGCUUCUCAAGAUUUGCCGUUACGUCACGAAGCUGAUUGUCGCUUCGUCCGUCCUACCUUUGGACCCGAACCUCUCUCACCGUCUCAAAAGCUUCGAAUCUAGCGUCGGCGUAAGCCGGAAAGCUUUCCGGCUCGGGAAAUUCGUUCAAGACCUCAACGCGCUUCGUAACACGCGCGUGGAUUCCACGACCGAGUUGAUCAUUUCCGUGAUCGCUUACGGGAGUGAAGGAUUCUACUUUUUCGUUGAGCAAUUCGUUUGGUUAGCGAAAACCGGGUUGAUAGAUCCGAAGCGUUCGAGAAUUUUGACGAAGGUGAGCGCUUAUGCUGAACUCGUUGGUUAUUUCGGUAGUGUGGCGAUGAAAUUUAGGGAUUUGGGGGUUAUUGUUGAGGAAGAAGGUUGUUUGAAAUCGAGCAUUGAGAUUGAGGGUUUGAGAGGUGAUGAUUUCGGAGAGAAAGAAUUGAAGUUAGGUAAAUUGAGAGAGAAGAAACUGAUGAAGAGGUUCUCAAUUGUUCAGGAUUUGGCUGAUGGAUUGAUGGCUUUGGAUGAUAUUUUGGAUGGGAAUGCGCCGUUUUCGAAGCCGAUUGUGCUGUCUUCUGCUGGGCUUUUAUCAGCUCUUAUUAGCACUCACAAGAAUUGGGUUUCUUGCUGAGUUUCUGGUGCGUUUGUUUUGUUCUAUCUAGUUACUUAGUCUUAGACUCGAUUAUUUUUCUUAAUAAAAUGGGGUUUAUUUAUCUUCAGUUAACAAUAAUCCAUAAAUAAAAUGGUUACAUCUUGUUGCAA